AUGUAUGAUGAAAGGAGCAUUCGUUUUCAGCAUUUAAAAGUGGAAAUACUCCCUGCGGAGCCUCCUAUUAAUUUUGAAAAUGAUGUCCUCUCAGUUUACACUCAGACCCAAGGGACCAUAUCAUUGGAUUCUGUAUCGGACAUUGACCCAACACCAUUAGAGAAUUUGAAAAAGAAACAAAAGCCGAGUAACUUACAACCAGAAAAGCCAAUAACUGCCAAAAAAGUAAAAGCGAAUAUUGAAGACCCACCAAAGGCUCUUCCAAUAACAGACGCUCUGUUUUGUGAGCGAAUACAACCUGGUGGUCCUUACAUGGCCGAAAAUCGCAAAGGCGAUCUCGAGAUGGAAUUCGUUAAUCAGCUGAUCGAGAAUGUUUUGGGAAUUGUGAACAGUUCCGGCAGUACCGAAUUGGAGCUGAAGAUCACAUUGGACAGAGAGGACAAUGGCCUUCCAAAAGUCCAAUUCGAGCUCAUACCAAAGUCACGGCUGAAAAAUCCAAUAGAUCGACUUAAUCGUGCUUACGUACAGUAUGCAAAGGUAUGA
Messenger RNA from Haemonchus placei, 543 nucleotides. NCBI's taxonomy places the organism in Eukaryota, Metazoa, Nematoda, Chromadorea, Rhabditida, Trichostrongylidae. The record is from the annotation of a GenBank genome assembly.